GACGACUUUUGAGCAGUCUCCCUUUUCUUCUCCUUAUAUGCCAGUACAAAACGUGCGAAUCUUCUAUCUCAUUGUCGCAUAUACCCCAUAGUGCAGGGCCCCUCCUGAUGGCGACCAAGUGCGUUCACAAAGGCUGCGGAAAGGUCUUUACUGAUCCGGAAGAGGAUUGUAUCUAUCAUCCGGGGCCACCAGUCUUCCACGAGGGUCAAAAGGGCUGGAAAUGCUGCAAACCCCGCGUUCUCACCUUUGACGAGUUCCUGAACAUCCCACCUUGCACAACCGGCAAACAUUCCACGAUUGACGAUACACCGAAAGAGGGACCCAAAGAGAUCGAUAGCGCUGCAUUAGCCAACCUUGUCAGUGAACAAUCGGUUCCUGUGACGACGCCGAUUUCUGCCGCCGCCGCUGCUCUUCCGACACCUACACCCAACACAGCAUCUGCGCCUCCACCGGAGCCUGAUUCUGACGACCCUUCACUCUCGAUUCCUGCGAAUGCCACUUGCCGGCGCAGAGGUUGCAAUGCCACUUACAACCCGGAUAUCUCACGCGACAAUGAAACAUGCGCACACCAUCCUGGCCAACCAAUCUUUCACGAAGGUAGUAAAGGCUGGUCGUGCUGCAAGAGGAGGGUCCUUGAAUUCGAUGAGUUUAUGAAGAUUCCUGGCUGCACGGAAAAGAAGAGACAUUUAUUUGUUGGUAAGGGAAAGGCCGCGGGAGAGGAGAAGGUGGAGGAUGUUCGAACCGAUUUCUAUCAAACAGCCACCACAGUCAACGCAUCACUAUACUUGAAAAAGAUCGAUAAGGAGAAAGCCAAUGUCACAUUUACAUCAAACACAGUCGACUUCGACCUUCCAACCACUGACAACAAACGAUUUACAAAAACAUUCAAUCUUUUCGGCCCCAUCGAUCCAGAGGCAUCGUCAUAUAAUAUCUUUGGCACUAAGAUGGAUAUCAAAUUAGUGAAGAAGGAUGGUCAGAGUUGGCCAGUGCUGCGCAGUGAUGAUAAAUGGACGGGUGAGCGGAUUCAGAUUGGCAAGGCUGGUCGUGUUGCUUAGAAUUGAUCGGCCAAGCCGGGUUCAAGUUUGGUAAGAUGUAUACAGUACACAGAAUGUACUAGAAGAAGACAAUUGGGUUUACAUUAUAUGGAUUAUGAUCCUGGGGCAUUUGAGGAGUUUUAUCGUUUUUGACUUUGAAGGUGGGAAUAAUAGCAAAUAUCAUUGGAACAUUUAGU
Molecule: messenger RNA, 1231 nt
Organism: Talaromyces stipitatus ATCC 10500
Lineage: Eukaryota; Fungi; Ascomycota; Eurotiomycetes; Eurotiales; Trichocomaceae
Product: CORD and CS domain protein
Exons: 3
Coding region: 108-1055 (315 amino acids)
Source: RefSeq, a predicted model, not a curated record